UUUUGAAAUGGCGACCGCGAAACCUGUUGUACGUACCCGUUGGACUUCGGAGAUGGAGGAGCAACUUGUUGAGAUGUGGCAACAACAUGACUGCCUAUUUAAUGUGUCAUCAAAGCUGUACCACAACCGUAGCGAUAAGGAGAAGAGCUGGGGAGAAAUCGCGUCGGUUUUAAACGUACCAGUGGAAGACGUUAAGAUGAGAGCAACAACCUUAAGGACUCAGUUCACAAAACUUCUUAAACCCAAACCUAGCAGUAGUGGAGAGAAAGGUUUAACACAGAAACAGAGAUGGCUUUUAAGCAGCUUGGAGUUUCUUAAGAAACAUGUUGCCCAACGCCCCUCUGAGACCAGUCUUGAUCAAUCUGUGAAAGACUUACUGAGUGAAGGACAGGACAUUGAUGACCCCACCAGUGAUGAAGACAUUACAGAUACAUCUGAGGCACUAGGACCACAUACCUCUACCCAGCAAGAGGGUCAAGACCACUCCUCCCUUUUUCCCACUCCCAGGCCUGCUUUAAAACGCCGAAAAGCUGACACAGACACUGUUGAACAACAAAAACUGAAGCUGUUACAACAGAUGUCUGCUUCAGUUCUGGCCUCCCCAGAUGCCUGCAGCUCUUUUGGAAACCAGGUUGCUGUGGAGCUCAGGUUAAUAAAGAAUACAAGCCUACAGACCAGGGUAAAAAGAAAAAUAAUGAAUGCUUUGUUUGAGGCCCAGGAGGCAGACCAAUCUAGUUCCUCAUCAUCCUCACACAUGCCACCACCCAUAUAUUCACCUCUCACACCUACACAAAUGCCCACCUCAACCCCUCUAUACACACAGACACCUCAACACUACCAUCAGCACAUGCCCCCUCAGGGCCCUGUUCAGCCUCAGAACUUUUUGAGGAUGCUAGAAUUGGAAGAGUAGUUGCAUAUAAAAAUGCUGUACGUUAUACACAU
Sinocyclocheilus rhinocerous is the source of this 942-nucleotide messenger RNA. RefSeq lists its product as uncharacterized. The transcript is spliced from 4 exons. NCBI's taxonomy places the organism in Eukaryota, Metazoa, Chordata, Actinopteri, Cypriniformes, Cyprinidae. The coding region runs from base 8 to 910 and encodes 300 amino acids. The record is from RefSeq and is a predicted model, not a curated record.